AUUGAUUGACAUGCCCCAUGAGUCUUUGCCAAAUGCCCAAACCUCGCUUGCCAAAACUGAUGUAUGACCGUCGACGCCAUGCUGUAUUCCGGGGCCAUCCAUACAUUAAACCUAUUUUAUAAUAUUAUCAGCAUAGUUUGGGGCAGAUAAACCAAACAAUCCUGAACUUGCAGCCAUACUUGCACCGGUGCAGCAUUCUGCCACUGCCAGGGCUCGCCGAUAGUAAAGCUUAACAACACCAUCUUAUUGAUACCUCUAGUAGCAGCACACACAAUGCAUAGAUAACGUAGGGUCGACAUCAGCCGCUACAAGAGGAUGCUUGGCGUGGCUGCUCGCUGGCCCUGCGCAUGUGCCUCCGCAUGUGCCUCUCGCCUCGCCAUGUCGCUUGCUAGGCAGCACCUGCGUCUUUACGGGUGGCAGGCAGUGGUGGCAGACCGGGGUUAUGACGGGGCGCAGCACGGCACUGCGGCGGGAGCCUGGGGACAACGUGUCACGGCCGCUCCAGCCCACGUGCGUGGCGUGGCGUGUGGCGCGGCGCCCUUCCCGCCGGCGGCCGCAGCACCGGGCGCACACCCGCCCCCAGCUGCACGUCUGGGUGCCUCACUGCCAGUGGUGUACCACCCAGACUACAGCGCGCCAGUAAUGCCGCCAGGCCACCGCUUCCCGAUGGCGGUGUUCCGGCGGAUCUAUGAGCUGGUGCUGGAGGAGGGCAUUGCGGCGCCGCACCAGAUCCACGUGCCGCCGCGCCUGCCGCCCGACGAGGAGCUACUGCUGGUGCACGACCCCGACUACCUGGCGCUGUUCAGCUCGGGGCGGCUGGACGAGGAGCGCGUGCGGCGCAUCGGGUUCGGCCCCGCGGUCACACGCAGUGAAGUGCUGGUCCGGCGCACCAAGGCCGAGGUGGCUGGCACGCUGCUGACCGCCCGCCUGGCGCUGUCGGGCGGCCUGGCGGUGAACACGGCGGGCGGCACGCACCACGCCUUCCCCAGCCACGGCAGCGGCUACUGCAUCCUCAACGACCUGGCGGUGACUGCGGAGGUGCUGCUGGCGGAGGGCGCUGUGCGGCGGGUGCUGGUGCUGGAUCUGGACGUGCACCAGGGCGACGGCACGGCCUUCAUCUUCCGCGACCGCCCCGACGUCUUCACGCUGUCCGUACACGCCGCCUCCAACUUCCCCGCGCGCAAGCAGCGCUCCACACUCGACAUCGCCCUGCCCGACGGCACACCGGAUGCCGUCUACCUCGCCCGGGUUGCCGAGAUCUUGCCUGCCGUACUGCGGGACUUCAAACCGGAUCUGGUUUUGUACGACGCCGGAGUGGAUCCGCACGUGGAUGAUGCGUUGGGGCGGUUGGCGCUAACCGACGCGGGGUUGGCGCGGCGGGAGCGGUUGGUGCUUGACACGUGCCUGGGGUGGGGCGUGCCGGUGGCUGGGUACGUGGGGGGCGGGUAUGAUGAUGACUUGGACUUGCUGGCGCGGCGGCACCUGCACCUGCACCGGGCGGCGGCGGAGCUGUGGCGCGGGUAUGGGCUGGGCGGGGGAGGGCUGGGCGGGGCGGCGGGGGAGAGUGGGGAAGGUGGGGUCGGGGAGGGGCACCAGCGAGAGGGGAGAGGAGAGCGUUGAGUCGUGAGCGGUCGUCCUGAGCACCGGUGGGGCUUGCGCGCGCUGUGUUGGGUGGGUGAGGUGGUACGAUGACGUGGGCUGUAUCUAUUGAUGUUUCAAGUACAACCGCGACGCAGAAUCCGAAACCAGACCGCAGAGUGCGGAGAUUGCACACUCUCGAACCGGAUGCUUCUUAAUCUGUAUACCAUUCUUUUGCACACCUGGUUCGCUCUCGUGAGGACUGUGGGAAAGAGGCUAUAGCCGAGGGAACAGAAUGUACAGCCUGUGCGUUUGUCGGGGGCAGACGACAUGCACAUAGGGGGCGCAGAUAGAGAGAAGAUGUGGACAGGUAAUGAAGAACGCGUGAGAGCGUGUGAUCAGCGUCACGGGGCCGCUGACAUGGUACCGGCAUUCUUAGGCAUGCGCUGCAGUACCGCAGUAUACCAUCU
Molecule: messenger RNA, 2048 nt
Organism: Chlamydomonas reinhardtii
Lineage: Eukaryota; Viridiplantae; Chlorophyta; Chlorophyceae; Chlamydomonadales; Chlamydomonadaceae
Exons: 7
Coding region: 379-1620 (413 amino acids)
Molecular function (GO): histone deacetylase activity
Source: RefSeq, a predicted model, not a curated record